CGUUUCCGCGUUCCCUCCCCCGCGGCGCGGCUUGGAGGCGUGACUGCUUCCGGGUCGCUGGGUGACCUUGAGCCUUCGGGAGCGACAUGGCGCUGCUCUGGAGGCUGAGCGUCCUGGGCGCUGUCCGAGGCGGCCAAGCUCUUUCCCUCCGAAGCCCAGUGAUCAGACCUGCUCAUGUCUCAGCAUUUCUUCAGGACCCCAGUGCCCCCGGAUGCUGUGGAGCGCAGCACGUCCACCUGUCGCGCGGCUGCCACUCCGGCUCCAGGGCUGCAUCUGUCCACUGGACUGCCGAGAGGGUCGCUAGUGCCCUGCUCCUGGGCCUCCUUCCAGCUGCUUAUCUGAGCCCUUGCUCUGCGAUGGACUACUCCCUGGCCGCAGCCCUCACUCUCCAUAGCCACUGGGGCCUUGGCCAGGUUGUCACUGACUACGUUCCAGGGGCCACAGCGCAGAAGGCUGCCAAGGCAGGCAUUCUGGCGCUCUCAGCUUUGACCUUCGCUGGGCUCUGCUACUUCAACUACCACGACGUGGGCAUCUGCAGGGCUGUGGCCCUGCUGUGGAAGCUCUGACCUUUGACUUAGUGCUUUGAGAAUCGGUUGCACACCUCUUUGCUGCCAUGCCAUUCAGCUCACAGCAAGGAGGAAAUAACAGAUGAUGAGUGCGUUGGUGAGACGAGUCUAAUCACCUGGUUAUUUUUAGAAUUUAAUCUUUGAGGAAAAGUUUGAAGAGUGAUUGUGUCCAGGAAAUCAAGAGACUGAGUUCUGUAUUCUGAGCUAACGGCAUUGUCUCCUGACUUCUCACAGUGUAACUAAGCAUUGUAUUCGAGCUUUUGCUUUUGAACUUACCAAACUCUUAAAGGGAAUUCAGCUUUACUACUAUCAGUACCUGAUUAAGCUUCUGUAUCCGUCCUUGGCGUGAUGGAGAAAGGGAAAGACUGUUGAUUCAUAAGUAAGGACUUUGUAGGAAAUCAGGCAGUGUUUAAUCUUUGGGAAUGCCCCCCUCUGCUCAGUUACUGGUGGUCCAUGCCCUAGACUUUAAGAUUAGGAAAUGCUGAUACUUCACACUACCGAUUUCUAAAUCCUUGGAGGAAGAGUCUGGAGAGCUUCUGAACGUAGGGAAGUGCCAUGUGGGGAAUAGGUCCCCUACAGAAGCAUCAAAAUACUCCAGAUUCCAAACUGAGACUUAAUCUUCAAAUGUGUUUAUUUUACUUGUCCAAACUGUAAGUAAUUGUUUUUUCCCACUGUGGGAAUCUAAUGUGAAAUUGUAUUCCAUGAAAAUAAAGUUUUUAAAAAAAUAAAAUGCUGUAUAAUAAAAA
Molecule: messenger RNA, 1312 nt
Organism: Manis javanica (Malayan pangolin)
Lineage: Eukaryota; Metazoa; Chordata; Mammalia; Pholidota; Manidae
Gene: SDHD
Product: succinate dehydrogenase complex subunit D
Biological process (GO): mitochondrial electron transport, succinate to ubiquinone; tricarboxylic acid cycle
Cellular component (GO): mitochondrial envelope; respiratory chain complex II (succinate dehydrogenase); membrane
Molecular function (GO): ubiquinone binding; heme binding
Source: RefSeq, a predicted model, not a curated record